AAUUUGCGUCUGCGCAGUAAGUGGCGGCGGGCGGCCAUGGCGGGGGACAGGCGGUUCGGGUUGCCGGUAUGGACGGCUGCACCCCUCCUGUGUUUGGUCGCGCAGUUGGUGGGCCAUGGGGCGCAUGCGCUGUACUUCCACAUAGGGGAGACCGAGAAGCGGUGCUUCAUCGAGGAAAUCCCAGAUGAGACCAUGGUCAUCGGGAACUACCGGACGCAGCUGUGGGACAAGCAGACCGAGACUUUCCUGCCAUCUACGCCGGGGCUGGGCAUGUUCGUGGAGGUCAAGGACCCCGAUAAGAAGGUGUUUCUGUCCAGGCGAGUAUUGUGUUAAGUAUGGCUCCGAGGGCCGUUUCACUUUCACGUCACAUAUCCAUGGGGAGCAUCAGAUGUGCCUCCACUCCAACUCCACUCGCAUGGCACUUUUUGCAGGGGGCAAAUUGCGAGUGCACUUAGAUAUCCAAGUUGGGGAGCACACCAAUAACUACCCUGAGAUUGCAUCAAAGGACAAGUUGACAGAACUGCAAUUAAGAGCAAGACAGCUUCUGGACCAGGUGGAGCAGAUCCAGAAGGAGCAGAAUUACCAAAGGUACCGAGAAGAGAGAUUCCGCAUGACCAGCGAAAGCACCAACCAGCGGGUUUUGUGGUGGUCCAUUGCCCAGACUAUCAUCCUGAUCCUUACAGGUGUUUGGCAGAUGAGACACCUCAAAAGCUUCUUUGAGGCCAAAAAACUGGUAUAAGCACUUAUGGCAACAGGCACUUUUAUUAAAAUGUCUUGCUGUCCUUCUCCAACUUCCACUGAACUAAUCUCUGCCUGUCUGGAUUUAUGAGAGUUGUGCACUGAGUCAGAAACAAAAAAUAGAAUGUACCAAGACUAGUGCUCUCUCUGCAAGGAUAACCUUCCUGUGGAAGCUUCCAGCUGGCUCUUUGCACUGUUGGAGCAAAGGAAUUGGUGUUGAGGGUUGUAUUGGGAUUUCUGGGGUGGGAAUGGAAUUUCAGUGCUUGCAGAUCUCAGGCAGAAGAUGUUGCUGUUGGAGAGGCUUGGGAUUAAGAUAUUUAAGAUCCCUCCCCCGGUAGUUCCUUGCUUUUUCCUUGCCUUGUGUGUGGGGUUGGCAGGUCCUUUCUCAGCAGUGGUUUGGUUCCCUAUCGCUGUUCUUCACUUAACUGGUUUUCAGUGAUUCCUUUUAGCAAAGGUGCUGGGCUUGGCUUGAAGAAGAAAGUGAAAGCAAGUAAUUAGCACAUGUUCUGACCAGCGCCUGUGGGGGGUGCGGAGAGGACGGAGGGGGGACGGAACAAUAGCCUUGAUGUAAAGUCAGGGCUUGGCCUUUCAAUUUGGUUCCUUAAGUGACAGGAGCAAAUUUUCUUGAAUUACAUCCCUUUCUGGAGCAAUGCUAUCAACUCACCAACAGAGAAUUCCAUUGUGCUUCUGUACCAUACUCCCAUUUUUCAACAUGUUUGGAGUUUCUUUGCCGAUUGGAAACCAAGUACUAGUGAUGAUGGGACAGCAGAUUUAGCUGUCUCUUUCUCCCCUCAGAGGUUGACAUACACUGCCAAUAGAAGUGGUUCUACAAAUGUAAAGGUGUUGUCUAACCUUUGUGAUGGCAGUGACUACAACAUUAAGCAUGGCAGCAGUUAACUCUGGAGUUUCAUGCUAACUGUACUAGAGUUUUUGGGAAGAGGCAGCUGUAUGUAGCACUUACUAUUUAUGAAAACAAAUUUGGAUCUUUAAAAUUCAGAAAAUGUGCAGUUGAAUGGUUCUCUCACCUACCUUAAAUAAAGGAGUUUAUGGCUUCCCUUUGUUUGGGGGGAAAA
Molecule: messenger RNA, 1811 nt
Organism: Sphaerodactylus townsendi
Lineage: Eukaryota; Metazoa; Chordata; Lepidosauria; Squamata; Sphaerodactylidae
Gene: TMED4
Product: transmembrane p24 trafficking protein 4
Exons: 5
Coding region: 185-739 (184 amino acids)
Biological process (GO): positive regulation of canonical NF-kappaB signal transduction; endoplasmic reticulum to Golgi vesicle-mediated transport; Golgi organization
Cellular component (GO): COPII-coated ER to Golgi transport vesicle; Golgi apparatus; endoplasmic reticulum
Source: RefSeq, a predicted model, not a curated record